Messenger RNA from Aedes aegypti (yellow fever mosquito), 4007 nucleotides. RefSeq names its product protein rigor mortis. The record is from RefSeq and is a predicted model, not a curated record. Gene Ontology annotation, molecular function: protein binding. Bases 230 to 3823 code for a protein of 1197 amino acids. Lineage: Eukaryota; Metazoa; Arthropoda; Insecta; Diptera; Culicidae. The transcript has 11 exons.
GUGCUCAUACACCGCAUACGAGCCUGCCGGGACAAACAAAACAAAAGAACAUCGUGCCGUCGGUUUCAGUGCGACAAAAGUGAAGUUCGUUUGAUUUCUCAAAACUCCAAAACUCUUAACCGUUUUUUCGACGAUACGCUGCAAAAAGUUUUAAACUACAUUUUGGAACAGGAGUCAGUAGAAAGUGAAUAUUUUGUGACAAGCCUUUGACCGUGCCGAAACAGCAACGAUGGAAGUGGACAUGGACGGAUUUGUGGUGCCAAACAUGCAGGCCUGGUUCCGGCAGAACAGUUUCAUCAGCACCCCGGACAACGGAUUGCUCUAUCAUUCGCGGUCGGACGUGAACUACAUUGCCCCGCUGGUCAAGAACCAAAUGCCCCGGGUCAAGAUUUUCAACGUCAAAUCCAUAAUCAAAUCCUUGGCCUGUUCCCCGGAUUGGAGCGAGCGGCGUGAGUUCGCCACCUUUGACGAUCAGAACAACCUCCAGGUGUGGGACGUCGAUCAGGAGGCGGCCACCAAGGGUCACAAAGGGCACGUGUACAAACUGAAAAGGGGCGACAGUCGUGGUGGCCAAAGUAACGAUGUGACCUCAGCUAUAUGCUUCACCCGGACGCAAAAAAUCAUCUCCUGCGAUCACUCGGUAAUGAUCGUCUACUGUUUGGCGACGGACACGUUCAAAACCUAUGGGGACUUCUUCAAACCGAACCAAACGGUGGUCGUUCUUUCGGCGUGUCCCACCGAUCGGGACGUUUUUGCCGCGGGAAUGAAGGACGGUUUGAUUCAGAUGUUCUCGCUUCGGGACAUGGCCAUUUUGCGCAACAUGCGAGGCCACGAUACGGAGAUCGUUUCAAUCGAUUGGAUGCAGGUCCGGGUGAAAUCAGAGGAAGCAAGGAUCAGCUGGCGACGGGAGGAACGCCCGAAAAAGGAGGCCCGCAAGAAGGGCGGUAAAUCCGAUGCAAAGCCAGCCAACAAUUCAAAUGCGGCCGCGAGCAGUUCAGCAGCCGCGGACAAUUCGGACAUUUUUGAUAUCUACGAUUUCGAUGAUUCGAAAGAAGAGUUUGGUACUAUCAUCAAUCGGGAGACGUCGAACUAUGAUCAGCGGGAUCGCUUCCGGGAAAAAGUUCACACAACGAAGGGGUUCAACUUCUUGGAAGAAUGUCAGAAUUUAAAGAAAGACUUGGCGGAAGCAAGACAACGGGAAAAGGAGGAUCAGGACGAUGACGUGGCCGAUGAUGUCGAGAGGGCACACGAGAUAAACACUGACGAUGAAAAUGAGUUGGAUGAGGCGGAGAAAUUUCGUGACUUUAUUAUCAUGGAUGGAGAAGGCCAGGAAGGCGCCAAGGACGAACAGAACGAGGAAGAGGAGGGAGAACCGAGAAUGAUUCUGGUGACGGGAAGUCGUGAGAAUGUAAUUUUCCUGUGGGAUCAUGAAUCAGGAGUGGCCGUUGACAAGAUUAUGCUGGCCAGCAACCAAAAUCUGAACAAGCGACUGUUUGCAGGUAUAUUUAUCACAGUUGCGUGGGUGAGUCCAACCAAAAUUGUGGCCAAUAACGUUUCUGGACACGUGUACGAAUGGAAUCUGUCGUUCUUCUAUCGUGCAUCCCGAGUAAGAGUGACCGUCAACCAGGGCAUUCGCUAUCCUGUCGAUAUGGCGAUUUAUGUGGCACGAUCCAGCGGUCCUAUCGCAGACUUCGAUCCGAAGACAAAUUACGUCUGGUGUCAAUCGAUCAACCGGAAAAUUGUAGGAGUUUCGGUCACGGAGAAACCAGAAAUCGUCGCCGAUCUCUCAUGCAUGGCAACCGGAAACACGUGCGUCAUAGAAAAUCCAUUGGAAUCGACGGUUCUGGCUGUUGGAUGUGUCGAUAGGAACUUGGUCACACUGAAUCUGGCCAGCAUGACGUUCAACGAUGUGAACUGCGUACGAUUCAUGAACAAAGUUUGCUCCAAAGUGUCGGCUCUCGAUUGGCACCCGGAACGGGAGAAUUAUAUCGCGUUUGGUACGGCCGAAGGUCGAAUCGGUCUACUGGACACGAACAGUCCGAACAACGUUCCGGUUCUGUUGAACUCGUUCCUCUCCACCGACGUGUACACAUUGAAGUGGUGUGAAAUGACGGACGAAUUCUUCCAGAAGAGCACGGUGCUGUUUGCCACAGGAAAGUCAAAGCUGGCGUACUACAAAAUGAUCGGAGCUAGUAAGCACGAUCCCAUUGAGCUGCGCCAGUUCGGAAUGGUUUCCUGCGUGUCGGCCUCGGGACAUUAUCUAUUCGUCGGAACACAGGACGGAUUUGUGUUUGUCAAUGACCUCAGCAAGAGUUUGGCUCAACUUUAUCACCGUCAAGUUUCCGGACGGUACAUAUGCUCCAUGCAGUUCAAGGACAAUGUGUUGGCAGUGGCUUCGAAUGAGUGCAACAUACGACUGAUCGACUUCAGCAACGGAAUCGACGAUAAAAUUGGCGACAACAUUAGGCUGCUGGAGGGACACACCGAAGGGGUUUGUUGUCUGCGAUGGGGUCACGGAGAUAGUAAACUGCUAGUUUCGGGAAGUUUUGACAACACGGUUCGAGUAUGGGAUACGACGAGCUACAGCUGUUUGGCACUGUACAGAAGCACCGAUUCGGUGUUCUGUGCCAUGUUUUCUCCUAUCCAUGAUAAUAUCGUGAUAUUGACCGGAAGAGGCACAACUUUGGCAUUCAUUGAUUACACCAAACAUCCGGUUACAGAGAACGCGUUAGCUAAAAAAACACGUCUUCCAGUAAAGUGGGCCACUGAAGAAGGAAGAAUCGACAAAAAAGCAACACGAGAGAAGCGAAGAGCUGGCAAGCCUUUGGAACAACUUCAAAAGUCCAUUGAUACGCUGCAGAUCUCGGAAAACGUUGGAGCAGCUGAUACCGUAGCGCCGGACGUAGUUCCAACCGGGGCAGUUAACGGCCACGUGAGUCAUGACACAGCGUGCAAAGUGGAAGAGAAACCGAAUGUCAAACCCACUCCAGAGAUGGACGAGUUGGCAGAGCACCUGAAGGCUAUUAAAUUUAAGGAAAUCAAACCAGUAGAGUUGAAAACGAAUGUGCCGACCACGUUCCACCUGGCAAAUAAAGAGAUCAACAAGCCAACCGAUGUGUUGGCGUGUUUAGUCAAAUUGAUCGACUAUGAACCGCCAAACGAGGACUAUUCGAAGGAACAGGAUGCGGAGGAAAAACCGGCCGUGAAGGUCGAUAGCGGCGAGAAACGGUACUUCAAUGAGAAGCUUUUCAUGAGCGAAAAAGAUCUGAAAGAACUAAUCGACGAAGAAACUAAGAAUCAUCACAUUGCCCAUACGGCAUCGAUCGGAGCCAUUCUGCUUCCGCAGAUUGGUUUCCGUUUGAAGGAGGAAAUCCUUCAAAGAAUUGCGUCCAAGCGGCUAACGGAACAGCUGGUAGCGUUAGCGCCAUCAGUUUCCUACGAGUUUUGGCGGAAAUGUUGUGAAGCUUAUGGCUAUCAGCUUCUGGAGAAACAGUACCCUUUGGCGUCGAUUCCCUAUUUCCUAGCUAGUCAUAAGAUCACCGAAGCGAUAGACUACCUUUGUAAGCACAAGUACUUCCGUGAAGCGUUGGCCAUUUGCAAAUUGCGAAAAGCCCAUGACGAUCCCCUCCAAAAACAAGUAGCGGGCGAGUGGGCUCAGUAUCUGGAAAUAUCCGGCAACUUCGAGGGAGCCGCUCUGGUGUGGACCUCCGCGAAAAAGUACCAAAAUGCCGUUUCCGCGCUGUCGAAGCGGAAGGAAGUCACACAAGAUAUCCAGGAUGCCAUCGAUGCGCUGAAAGCGAAACUUCGGCAAUCAGCCGAGUAACAAGUUACCUGCAGUAUUACAGGGAGGAUAUCAAACCAUUCUCAUAUAUUUUAAAAGAUUGAUUGUUAUCUCCAUUGUUGUUAUCAUAUUGAUACUCGCUUUGGCAGUGAUAACGUUAGUUGUAUGCAAUUGAAAUGAACACUCGAAUAAAAGAUACGACAAAGUGCUAAAAGUUAAUAAAUAA